Messenger RNA from Lactuca saligna, 390 nucleotides. NCBI's taxonomy places the organism in Eukaryota, Viridiplantae, Streptophyta, Magnoliopsida, Asterales, Asteraceae. The record is from the annotation of a GenBank genome assembly.
AUGAGGGAGAUUGAAAGGGAAAAGGCUAGGCAAGCUGUGGAAAGGGCAACAAGGGAAGCCCGUGAAAGAGCAGCAUAUGAAGCACGUGACAGAGAAGCUGCUGAAGCUCGUUUGAAGUCUGAAAGGGCUGUUGUUCAAAGAGCACAAGUUGAGGCACGUGAGCGGGCAGCUGUUGAUGUAAAUGGAAGGGCAGAACGGGCAGCGGGGACACGUCAACGAUAUGAGAAAUUAAAACGUGUAUUGUCUCUGCCUCCAAUAAUCAAUGGAGCCCACUCAGCUAUUUCUACAAAUACCAAGAACGUGUUCAUUGAAUGCACAACCACUGAUUUGACAAAGGUCAAGAUUGUGUUGAACACAAUGGUGACAAUGUUUUCUUUAUACUAUGAAUGA